Molecule: messenger RNA, 7642 nt
Organism: Limulus polyphemus (Atlantic horseshoe crab)
Lineage: Eukaryota; Metazoa; Arthropoda; Merostomata; Xiphosura; Limulidae
Product: WD repeat-containing protein 60-like
Exons: 11
Coding region: 359-919 (186 amino acids)
Biological process (GO): intraciliary transport
Cellular component (GO): cytoplasmic dynein complex
Molecular function (GO): dynein light chain binding; dynein heavy chain binding
Source: RefSeq, a predicted model, not a curated record
GUUGAUUUUGGCCAAAACAGACUGCAAAACUUUUAUUGAUAAGUUUAGGCUUUUUUAUGUCGACUAAUACUAGGUUGAUGGUUCUGUUGUGCUCUGGGACUUACGAGAAGCUUCAUCUUGGCACAAGUCAUACUGGACCACUGACCCGGCUGGAGAAUCAGUGAGAGAAUGGACACUUAGGUCACCAACUUAUAACUCAGCAACUGUUUUGAGGGAAGAAGGACACCACAGUUCAGUUGUUUGUGUGAGACCUGUAGUUUAUGCUUCUAAUGGACUUUCUUCAAAUAUAUCCCAUGCAUCUCAAGAAACCUUCCAAGUGAUCACUUUGGAAGAUCAGGGUAUAGUGAACGUAUGGGUGAUGAUGGAAAUAGCUCAACCUCAACUUAGUGGCUCAGAGACAGAUUUGGGUUUAGCACCAGGGGGAAAACUUAAGCUUGUAAAAGGAGCAUCUAUUCAUUUACAAGAUUUACCAGGAUUAUCAAGCUCAUUGAAGAAUGGCAUUCGUUGCUUUGAUCUGCAUGAGUUACCUUCUGAUCCUAGCCAUCUAUUUGUAACUACAGAUGCUGGUAUUGUGCUGCACUGUACUCGACAUGGAAGUAAAGCCAACCCCAGAUUUUAUAGGCCUAGCUCAGACGUGCUGGCUGAAGUUCGAUCUAUUGAUUUUUCACCACAUGGAUUGCCAUAUUUUCUAGUUGGAUGCAGUGAUGGUAGUGUGAGAUUAUAUAACAUGAAAUCAGACAAACCACUGAUCUCUUGGCCAAAUGCAACUAAUGGAGAGCCCAUAGUGUGUGUUCAAUGGUCAGCAAGCCAUCCAUCAAUGUUUUACGUUUUGGAUAUUUCUUCUCGGGUUCAUGUAUGGAAUCUUGUUGAAAAUCUAUCUUCACCAUUACAUUCUAGUCAUUUUGGUAAUGGCAUAUAACACAUUUUGCUGUAAGUUGUGAUCCAAAUAUCAUGUCCUUGGCAGCAUCUGGUGGACAACCACAACUUGCUAUCUCUAUGGACACUGGUGUUGUAGAAGUUCAUCAGCUGGAUUCCAGCUUUGAAUCUGUGGCCUCUUCAGACUAUGAAAAGCUUAAAAAUUAUAUGCUUAACCUGUAAAAAAAGUAACCUAAUGUAAGAUAAAACGAUAGAAUGUGAAACUUGGUAGUAUUAAGGUAUAUUGUAAUGGUGAUAUCACAACUUAUGAAUAGUCAAAAUGAAAUGUACAAGCAUGAGAAGUUAUAACACUGAUGUUGUGUUAUACACUCGAUUCCUAUAAAUCCGUCCUGAGUUUAUUAUAUCCAGGUUUUGCAGACAUUAUAAAAAGACAAAUAUACAAAAUUUAAUUUACUAAAAUUUUAAAAUCAUAGGUACUAAAUGUGUGUAGAAGGUUACACAAUCCAUAUUUUACUUAUUGUUAAAUAAGUGGAUGCAAUAUCACUUAGGUUUUUUGGAAAUGGUUUACAAACUGAAGUUAUCAAAAAGUCUGCUAAUGCUGGAUAUGUAUGUGAUAUAUUUUACUUUGAUUCUUAUUGGUUUGUGUAAAUGUAUCUAGUUAAAAGUUCAAGUCACUGGGUAUUAUAAACAGAUUUUUUAUUCUUGUGCACAUACUUAUAAAAAUGUAACCUAUGUUUUUGGUUAUUUUAUUUUUUAAGACUAAAUGGAGAUGCUAUUUUCUGAACAAUUCUUUGGUAAAGAUUGAGCCUUUGAACUGAGUUACAUCUUGAUUCAUGUAUCAAAUUUUAAGCCAUAGAAGUGAUAUCAUUAGAGAUAUAUAUUUAUAUUAAUGAAAUUAAGGUAAAAUGCAGUUGUUGCAUGUUUUUAACUUUUUAAGUAAAUUUGAUGAUAUGAUCUUUAACCAGACAAGUCUACGAAAGCAAUUGCACAGUGGUAAAGCUUAUUUGUCUGAAAGAUCAAUAAAAGUCCAGAGAUGCUCUAAAUGAACAAUUAAGUCAGAAAAAUUGGCUGGAGUUUUAAAGUUGAAGAGUUUUUGAUCUCUAAAAUAAUGUAAGAAUGAAUCUCCAGUAACUUUUCUAAACCCUCUUUAUAGGACAGAAAAUCAGCAGGUUGAUGAGGGAUUUGGUUAAGUUUUGGAAUUGGAAACUGCUAGCUGAACUUAGGAUGUGAACUUUAAGUUAGCUUUGGAAUGUUUUUGGAACGUAAUGGUGUGUUUUCUCAUAAUUAUGGAUGCCAAGUAAUGUGCCAUCUUGUGAGUUUUGUUGGUUGAAUAAAUAAUACUGCAGUGAUAAUAAAUAUAAUUGCUGAUGGUUAUACCAGUUCUGAUCACUUGGCUUGGAUAGUACUUGAAUAGGUUAUGACCUGAAAACCCAAGGCUUUAUGUAAGUUUUUACAGUUAAAUUACUAGUCAUAAGAAGUGUAUUUUAUGUUGUUUAUUGAAUUUAUAAUAAUCAAUAGUCAUUAGAACAUAAAACAUUUUCAAAAAAUGCACAAUAUAUAUAAAACACGUGCCUAGGAAGUAAAAAAAUAACACCAGUUUGUAAGAUCAAAAUAAUUAUGUUGGUCAUGAUUUCACUGAUUGCUGUAGUUCUGUUGGGAAUGUUAGAUAAGAAUCUUGGGCAUGUUAAGAUAUGAAUAUUAGGAAUGUUAGAUAAGAAUCUUGGGCAUGUUAAGAUAAGAAUAUUGGGAAUGUUAGAUAAGAAUCUUGGGCAUGUUAAGAUAAGAAUAUUAGGAAUGUUAGAUAAGAAUCUUGGGCAUGUUAAGAUAAGAAUAUUGGGUAUGUUAGAUAAGAAUCUUGGGCAUGUUAAGAUAAGAAUAUUGGGUGUGUUAGAUAAGAAUAUUGGGUAUGUUAAGAUAAGAAUGUUGGAUAUGUUAGUAUUCAUAGUGAAGUGUCUUACAUUAUGAAGUCUUUCAUUCAAGCACUUCCCUGUGUAAACAAGACAAGUAAUUAAAGAGACUUAUUGAUCUGAUGUUAGGCCUUGCUUUCAUAACUUAUUCUUCUGCAUUUGUCUUUAUAUGUUUGUUUUCGUCUAAAGAUAAUGAAACAUACCAAAAUUAGAUUAUUAUACAAGUUGUUGGUAGUUUAUUGCAGGUAUUAUAGUAUGACAAACUGUUUCAAGAUGAUAGUGUAUGUUGGUUUUUUGCUUUCUUAUGUGUAUUGGAUAGAAGUCAUUCUUCUAAUUCCUAAAGUGAAUUUUAAAUUAAGAGAAAAAUAUAUUUCUAGGGAAAUUUGACUCCAGAAGUGAACUUGUGUAGCUAUUAACAUAGAUGUUUCCUUUUUCAAUAAUUCUUCAUGAUUUUAAAUCUAACGUUGAACAUCUGGGUGAUUUUUAAGACAAAGUAAUGAACACUAGAUCAAUUAACUGUUUACAUAUAUAAUUUACUACUUCAUUAGAUUUGGAAAACUUGUACAGGUGAAGAACAAAAAGUAUUAUAAUCUUCUCUUUAACCAUUAGCUUGAACUUAUGGAACUCUCACACAACAAUCAAAGUUAGAAUAUUGUUAUGCAGAUUUUAAGUAUUAGAGAUAUAUUAUUAAUCUGUAGUUUGUUCACAAGAAUGAAACACAUAACUAUUGCAGUGAAAUUUCUGAGGGACAUGUGUCAAAUUUAAAAGUACAGUCACAUUACUAUUGCCUUCCGGUGGCUCAGUAGUAAGUCUGAAAAUUUAUAAGGCAAAAUUAUAAUCUGGGUUUGGAUACUUAUGGUGGACAUAGCACAGAUAUCCAUUGUUGCAUUGUGCUUAAUAACAAACACAUUACUAAUAUUUCCUUUUAAAGCAUUGAACUGGCAAAUUGUAGAAUUAUAAAUGGACUUUUAUCUACAUUAAAAUACCUUUAUUGCGAGCUUUCGGCCAUCUUACUUGAGCUUUCAUCUGGCAACAAUGCACCGAGCCACAUUGGCUCAGUUUAUUGUUGCCCAAUGAAGGCUCCGGUAAGAAGGCUGAAAGUUUGCAAUAAAAAUAUUUUAACGUAUAGAAAUGUCUGUUUAUAAUUCUACAUAUUAAUUUACCUACAUUAUGAAUCUUAAAGAAAAUGGCAACUUGUUAUUUCUACGUACAGAGCGACCCAAUGUCUGUUCAUUAGUCGCUUCUUACUACCCUACACAACCUCUGGACGAAUCUUUUACCUAUGGGCAAAACAUUUGAUUAAGGUUAAAGGAAAUAUGGGAUAAUUGGAUUGUGAUUAAUCAGCAUAUCGAAUCAUUGUUCCAUAAAAAUAGAUAAACAAUGGAGGAAAAACAAGAAAAGUAAAAACAAGUAAUUCAGCGUAAAACAUAGGACACUCGGAUUUCUUGUUUACGUAAUUUUUGGUAUGAUCUUGUGCUAAGUAUACAUACAUAAGAAGUUGCACAUUUGUUAUAGUGAUAAUUGUUCCGUAAAUAGGUCUAAGAUUUCUAGAAUGCCAGGAGUAACACGGUGAACAUUAUUAAUUUUGUAAUUGUUUGGUAAAAUGUGUAAUUGCUGUUUUUCAUUUUAAUGUACUAAUAUUUCCUGAUGUGAGUUAAAAUAAGUAAAUAACAUGUCACAACAAAAUUUUGAAAAUUGAAUAGAUAAUAUAACAAGUAACAUUUUGAAAAUUGGGUAAAUAAUGAGACAACAAUAGUUUGGAAACUGAGUAAAUGAUAAAACAGGAUAGCACUUGAUCAGUGUUUUAUAUGAUAUUACAUAAAAAUACAACUCAUUAUAAUUUUUAACACUUUGAGAACUAAUUAAGAAUGUGACAAGACACAAAGUGUGUGUGUGUAAUCUACCACAAAAAACAACUCAACUGAGGUUUUCUUUUAUGAAGUAAAGCACAAUUAAUUUUAAUCUUACUUUAUGUGUAUAGUCUUAAUGAAAGUUUAUUCACUAAUAUUUACCUGUGCAUUGUUAUUUAGAUUUCUGUUUAGAAUAAUAAACAUUCAUUUUAAAAUGCAAUGUAGUGUAAAAGUACUUCACAGCUGUUGGCUGUGGUCAGUCAGUCAGUAUAGCACAGCCAGAUAAGGUGUAUUAUAAUAGUGUGAUAGGUUAAAGAAAAUGAGCUGUUAAAAAUUACUGGUGAUCUGAUGAAUGUUACACCAUUUUACCUAACAAUAAGAAACAUCUUGUUUUAUCUGCAGUGUUGUGAUCAUGUAACAUUAAGAAUAUGUAAUAUGGUGAAUGGAAGGUUGUGCACACUUUAGAUAAUAUAAUUUCCAAAUGUGUUGAACUUAAGAAAUCUUAAUAAAUUUAUUAAGCAUGUUACACAUUAUGUUAUGUUCAAUAAGCAUGUUACCUAUUGUCAUGCUCAUUAAGCAUGUUACACAUUGUAUUAUGCUCAUUAAGCAUGUUACACAUUGUAUUAUGCUUGUUAAGCAUGUUACGCAUUGUAUUAUGCUUGUUAAGCGUGUUAUGCAUUGUAUUAUGCUUGUUAAGCAUGUUAUGCAUUGUCUUAUGCUCAUUAAGCAUGUUAUGCAUUGUCUUAUGCUCAUUAAGCAUCUUAUGCAUUGUCUUAUGCUCAUUAAGCAUAUUACACAUUGUAUUAUGCUCAGUAAGCAUGUUAUGCAUUGUCUUAUGCCCAUUAAGUAUGUUAUGCAUUGUCUUAUGCCCAUUAAGCAUCUUAUGCAUUGUCUUAUGCUCAUUAAGCAUAUUACACAUUGUAUUAUGCUCAGUAAGCAUGUUAUGCAUUGUCUUAUGCCCAUUAAGUAUGUUACACAUUGUGUUGUGCCAAGAACUUAAACAUUUAAAUGAGAAUUGAAUAUUUUUUUAUUUAAUUGAGAAGAGUAGCUUAAUUUAUUGAUCAUAUGUGUAUUAUGGUUCAUGUAAUGGUAAAUUUUAUUAAAAAAAACAGUUUUAUUAUUUAUUUUUUCACUGUAUGCACGUCCUCAAUAAACUUACGUUCACUUUUAAAUUGUGAUUUAUAUAAUUCAGCCACAAUUAAUGUUUGUUUAUCAAGAAAAAGGAGUAAUUGUUUUUCACAGAAGUAUGCCAAGGUUUUUUAAAAAUUAUUAUUUAUUGUAAACAUUUUACUGAAUUGGAUCAUACAAUUUAUUACAUGUAACAGGUAGCAAAUAAGUUCUUAGACAAGUGAUAAUUAUUGAAAUUUUUUCUCAUACAAAUAUUGAAUUAGAUACUGGCUGUAGUAUGAUAAGCAGUUUUGUGAAUUGAGUAUUUUUUUGUGAUUAAUAUUCAGGAUUAAAACUGACAUAUUGUGAUUCUUUUUUUCUUCUUUCUUUUGGUGUUUUAAGUAGAGUUCAUUUUUAAUUUCAUUUAGUGUGUUAUAUUUGGAUACCUUAUCCACUGUUGAAUUUUUGAUGAAUGGAUUCUGUUUUUUUAUUUUUGUCUUAUCUGUAAUUUUUUGUGUGAUCUUAGCUGUGAUCUUUUAUAACUGGAAAAAUUACAUUAUCAUGCUAAUGUUGUAGAAUGCUGUAUUUGCUUAGUCAUUUUUCACCAAAGUUCUUAUAUCUGUCUAGAUAAUACUGUUUACCUACCAAAUUGUAUUUAAUGUAAUUUUAUUUUUUAUCUGUAUACAGAUAAUAGCAUUGCCAGUGUUAUGUUGUUGUUUAUAAGUUGUAUAUGAAUGCUUAUUUCAGUAUUAUUUAAAGAAAUGAUCGAAACUGUUGUUUUGUGUUCAGGAUCUUUUUUUUAAAAGGAAUUAUGCAAUUUUUUUUAAACAACCCACAAUAAUAUCCCAUAUAUAGGCCUUUUAUGUUUAUGAAGUGAACUUUGAGCCACAGUAACUCUGUUUCCCUUAAAUAUUUGUUUUAGUGAAACGAACUACAAAGAACAUUAUUUUAAUAGUCUUAUAACAAGGAGUUAUGAUUUGUUCUAGUUUUUACCACAUUGCUGAAGACAAUUUACUCUUUUAGUUGUGGAUGCAUUAUAAGAGUGACAGUCAAUCCCAUUUUUCAGUUCAGAUCUAGUAAAGCCAUUGUUGUGGCAAGUGUUGUUGACUGGUGCCUUCCCUCUGGUCAGAAGCUCAAAAUUAGACAUGGUUAGAUCUGAAUCUUAGGAGCAUCUAACCUGUUCUUUAAUCUAUGAGAUGUUGUUCAGGACCAAUACCUUUAUAAUAAAGUAAAGCAGAUGCUAUAAUAAUGAGAGUUUGUGAUUUAUACUUUGAAAACAUAACUAAAAUAUUUUAUGAAUUAUAUUUUACCUUGAGUUUUGAAUGUUACUAUUGUUUUUGUAUUAGAUGCUGGAGAAAAUACCAGAUAAAACUUCAAUAAUUGUUUCUUAAAAGUGUUCACAGACAUUUUUUUUUUUUGGAAUUUGGGGUUUAACUAGAAAUUAUUAAUAAAUAUAUGAAUAUGAUAUUAGGUUGUUACAGAAAUUGGGAUUAUGCUGUUAAAAAGUUACAUAAAACGUUUUUUUUAUAUUAAGAAUGAAAUAUUACUGAUUUUGCCAAUAUUCAUCUCUUGGCAUUUCUGUAAGGACAACACUUUUUUGAACAGAUUAUUAGAAAUGAAGUAUCCAUAUUGAAGCACAGCAGUUUGGUAGAAUACAUACAGUAUUAAAAUAUACAACUGGAUGAAUGUAAUAUCUUGUGUUUGGGGUUAUCAAGUUUAACUUUAAAUGAUUGUAUUUAAUGUAAAAUUGUCAGUAGGAAAAAAUUAAUUGAAGUGAUAAAAGUUUAAGUACUAAAAAUUAUGUUUGUUAGAAGGUUGCAAAUACUCUUAUUAUUGUACACACUGCUUUUGAAUCUUCUGUACACAUGUAGAUUUUAUUGUAAAUAAAACAUUGGAAUUGAA